Molecule: messenger RNA, 4794 nt
Organism: Sphenostylis stenocarpa
Lineage: Eukaryota; Viridiplantae; Streptophyta; Magnoliopsida; Fabales; Fabaceae
Source: the annotation of a GenBank genome assembly
AUGGAAAGCAGAGCAGAGAACUCCAAUGGCACUACAGUUCCCAAGAAAUCAAAAUCUCUGGAUCUUAAAAGUCUAUAUAAAUCAAAAUUGUCAGUAAAAACUGCAAAAGAGAACUUAAAGAGGAUUAGAAGUAGUAGUGGGGAUGGUGAUGAGAAGAGGAAGAGAAAGAAGGCUAGAAAAGAAGUCUCUCUAAGUAGCUUAGAAAAUGGUGAGGGUAGCAGUGAGUUGAAGUUAGGGGUGAGUCAGAGAUUGAGUAGUAGUAUGCUAAAUAGAGUUUCGUUUAGCGUUGGUGGUGAUGAUUUUCACAUUCCUAAGAGGAAGAGGAGUUUUAUGGGGAGGAAGAAAUCAGAACCUGGUCAAGCAUCAAAUUUGGUGGAGCAGCAUAGACUUACAAGUGGCUAUGACGAUCCUGUGCAAAAGUUAGGUAGUGAGGAUAUCAGCAGUGGGGUUGAGUCUUUCAAGAUUAAGCAUAAGAAAGAGUUUGAUGAAUUUAAGGAAAAUAGGAAUAGUGAUUCAAAUUCAGUUCAACAUUUUAAGGAGAAUGGGGAUUGUGUAUCUCAUUCUGUUGUAAAUAGUGGUGGUGAUUCUUCUUUAACAAAGUCACGGAGGAAGAAUAGGAAGCGAAAGACUUCUGCUUUAGAUAUAACUAAUGUUUCCAAUGAGGUUGAACCUUUGGUUUCAAAUUGUAAAAUAUCUGAUGACUUGCAAGAAGAUGAGGAGGAAAAUCUUGAGGAGAAUGCAGCUAGGAUGCUUUCUUCAAGGUUUGAUCCAAGCUGUACUGGAUUUUCAAUCAAAGGUUCAAAUGGUUUGUCCUAUUUUCAAUCUUCAAGUCAAAGUGUUGUUAACCAUGGUUUGAAGUCUCAAUCAGGUUCAGAAUCCACAUCAGCUGAUACUGAUGGCAGAGUUCUGAGGCCUAGAAAACAAUAUAAAAGCAGAGGUAAUUCCAGGAAGAGGCGCCAUUUUUAUGAGAUUCUUUUAGGUGAUGUAGAUGUAUACUGGGUGCUAAACCGGAAAAUUAAAAUUUUUUGGCCUUUAGACCAGAGUUGGUAUUAUGGCCGUGUGGAUGGCUAUGAUGAAGGAAGCAAGCUUUACCAUAUCAAAUAUGAUGAUCGGGAUGUAGAAUGGGUUAAUCUCCAUACUGAGAGAUUCAAACUCUUGUUACAUCGUAGUGAAGUUCCAGAAAAUGCAAAGGGUGAAAGAGCUAUUGCAAAAUGUAGAAGUUCUGAUCAUCAGAAGGGUAUCAAAUCCAGAAAAGAAAGGCAAAGAACAGAAGAGAAUCCAGAGGAUGAUCAUUGUGGUGGGAGCAGUAUGGACUCAGAACCUAUAAUUUCAUGGCUGUCUCGAUCUACUCAUCGAUUAAGAUCUUCUUUUCAAGGCAUUAAGAAACAGAAGACUUCUGUUACACUUACAAGUACAAUGCCAUCAUUCUUAUAUGAUGAACCUGUCACUACAAAGGCACAUUUAUCUAAGAGUUCUUUGAAGGGUAUUAAAAAUAAUUUAUCUAGUGAUUAUGUAUCACAGGAUAAAUUAAGUGAUGAUUUUAGGAUGACGUCCUCAUUGCAAAGUGCUACUUGCAAUAAAGAUGGAAAACAGCCUAUUGUAUAUUUCAGAAGGCGGAUUCGAAAGCCAGCUCCAAUAUCACCUCAUAUCUACGAAGAAAAGCAUGCUAUUUUAAGUGCAUCUGGUUCUGUUUCCCUUGACCAUAUGUUUAGUGGGGCUGAGAAUAUGAAGCGUUCUAGUGAUGCUAGAGAUGAAGCUGAGGGCCCAUUGUGCUUCACUUACAAGGCAGGAGUAUCAAAAGUUUUUUGGGACAUGGAAUCAGCAUUGUUAAAAUUUGGCUUAAACUUUCCAAUAUGUUUUGAUUGGAAUGAUUCUUUUCAAUCUGAAAAUUUGUGGUUGCUUUAUCCUCUUUUUUUGCUCCAGUAUGGUACAGUUAUGACCAAGUGGCCUAGAGUUUGUUUGGAGAUGCUUUUUGUCGAUAAUGUGGUUGGGUUGAGAUUUCUAUUAUUUGAAGGCUGCUUGAGCAUGGCUGUAGCCUUUGUCUUUUUUGUCCUUGGGGUAUUUCAACAACCUUCCUGCCAAGAGAAGUAUGUUGACUCGCAAUUUCCAUGCACAUCUAUUGGAUUCAAGUUUUCUGGUCUGCAUGUUAUUAAGAAGCCACUUGUUUUUGAGUUCUAUAAUUUCUCUGGAGUGAGGAAUUCUAAGUGGAUGGGCUUAGAUUCUAAGCUUAAGAGGCAUUGCCUUCUCAGUAAGCAGCUCCAUCUUUCUGAAUGUACAUAUGAUAACAUCCAGGCACUUCAAAAUGGAUCAAUUGGGUUCUCCAUAACUUCUAUCAGCAGGUCCUCCUCAGUCAAGGUCAUGCGGAAGAGUAGACCAGGGAUUAACAUCAUGGGUGUUUCCAAAGUUUCCACACAAGCUGAUACUCAUCAGUGUUCUGAUGUUGGUGAGAGCAAACUUCCUCCAUUUACCCUUUCUUUUGCUGCAGCACCUACAUUUUUUCUUUCUUUCCAUCUCAAGUUGCUGAUGGAGCAGUCUGCAACUCAUAUAAGCUUCUGUGAUCACGCACCAGUAUUUGAUCAGGAAGACCCUAGUUUGGUGACCAAUGGAUGUGCUAGCACCGAUGGUUGCUCAAACAAGAAUUCUGAAAUUACUCCAAGGAAAGAUAUUGAGAUUUUGUCAAAUGGAGCUGCAGUUGAUGGAGGGUCUUGUGCUGACUUAGAUCAUCCCUCUACCUUCUGUGAUCAAACUCUCUCUCAAAAUUACCUGAGCAUUGGUCAUAAUGGUGCUGGUAUUUCCAUUUCCCAUUUUCCUGUGAGGCUUGGUGCAACUCCCUUACCCAAAUGGCAAUCCCACCAUUUUGAGCAAGAUUUAGGCUCUCUACAUUCUAGUUCUUUACUUCAUCAAGAUAAGGCUGCUGAUGGUUCUCAUUCUUUUAUUGGUGAUCUCAGCAUCCAAAUUCCUGCUGUUGAUCAAUUUGAGAAACCUGGUUGUGAUGGUGAUUUAUGUGAUCCUGAACACUCUCCUGAUUUCUCUUGGAAUAUAAAUGUAGGUGUUAUGCCAAGCUCAAAUCCAACUGCUCGUAGAAGUUCUUGGUAUCAGAACCAGAAUAGUUCCUCAUCAUUGGGAUUUCAGUCUCAUGUUUGGUCUGAUGACAAGGCUGAUUCUCUUUAUAGUGAUUUUCGCAAUGGACCUAGAAGACCACGCACACAAGUAUCAUACUCAGUGCCUUCUGCAGGGUAUGAAUUCAGUUCAAGGCAGAGAAACCAUCAUCAGAAAGGGCUUCCUCACAAACGAAUUAGAAAAGCCAGUGAGAAAAAGUCAUCAGAUGUUACUAGGGGCCCUGAAAAGAAUUUUGAAUGCUUAUCUUGUCGUGCAAAUGUCUUGAUCACUCUUGGUAGUAAGGGUUGGAGAGAAUCUGGGGCCCAUAUUGUACUAGAGCUGUUUGACCACAACGAGUGGAGACUUUCUGUGAAACUUUCCGGAAUUACUAGAUAUUCAUACAAAGCACAUCAGUUUCUGCAGCCUGGAUCAACAAAUCGGUUCACACAUGCAAUGAUGUGGAAAGGUGGGAAGGAUUGGAUUUUGGAAUUUCCCAAUAGGAGUCAGUGGGCACUUUUCAAGGAGAUGCAUGAGGAAUGCUACAAGCGGAACAUCCGUGCUGCUUCAGUUAAAAACAUACCUAUUCCUGGUGUUCAUUUGAUAGAAGAAAAUGAUGAUAAUGGAUGUGAUGCAACUAUUGUUCGGAGCUGUAUGUACUUCCAACAGGUUGAAACAGAUGUUGAGAUGGCUCUGGAUCCAUCCCGUGUUCUGUAUGACAUGGAUAGUGAGGAUGAACAAUGGAUUGCAAAUGCUCAAAAUUCUGAAGAAGACAACACUGACUUGAGUUGGAUUUCAGAGGAGAUGUUUGAGAAGACAAUAGACAUGUUUGAAAAGGCUGCAUAUGCUAAGAAGCGCGAACAUUUUACUUCUAAUGAGAUAGAGGAACUCAUGGUUGAUGUUGGGCCUUUGUGUAUUAUGAAAAUCAUUUAUGAUCAUUGGCAGCAGAGAAGGAAGAAGAAAGGAAUGGCUUUAAUACGGCACUUUCAGCCCCCUCAAUGGGAACUGUAUCAGACACAAGCGAGAGAGUGGGAAGUAGCCAUAACCAAGAGCAAUGCCCCCUCCAAUGCAUGCAUGGACAAGGUCACAACUCUGGAGAAGCCAGCCAUGUUUGCUUUCUGUUUGAAACCUAGGGGUCUAGAAUCACUGAACAAGGGAUUGAAACAUCGAUCCCAAAAGAAGAUUUCAGUCUCUGGGCACGCAAACAGUAAUCUAGAUCAGGAUGGCUUCCGAAGAAGACACGGUGCCUUACCUUUUGGUGGAGAAAAGUUCCUUUACCAAGGCCAUAAUUUCGAUUGUUUUGAUGAAUCAUCAUUGGCUCUGACCUCACCAAGGGUAUUCUUACCACGUGAUGCUGGCAGCUUGAAAUACCAUCCUACCAAUGGAUCGGGUUACAGAAAUCAUGUCCCAAAAUUUCACCAAUCCAGAUAUGAGUUGCCUCAUAAUAGGCAUCACCUUGCUGGCCCUAAGAGGCAAGGGAUUGAACAUUUGGAUGCUUCAGUUCUCGAGGAGUUAAGACUACGGGAUGCCGUGGCUGAAGCUAAUAUUAAACGGCACGUGGCUAAGUUGAAAAGAGAUAGGGCUAAACGAUUGCUAUACAAAGCAGAUGUAGCCAUUCAUAAGGCCAUGACAGCUCUAAUGAUUGCAGAAGCAAUGAACGCUUCGGAGCUUGGUGAAAUGAAAGCUUCUGAGGACUAG